AUGGUGUACAAUUCGUUGACUGAAAUUCCCCGCAACCUCAAGGAGGGCAUUGACUGGUUGGUGGCCCUGAGGGGAACUGGAGAUGAAGACAACCUGAAGGCUAUGGGCACCGCUCUUUACCGCUUUAUGUUGUCCAAGCCUCUUGGUAAGAUGGAGCUGCCAGCUCUCGAGAAGGUAAAGCGCUUUUCGAAGUACUUCUUGAGGAAACCGGAGCUUGAGGGCUACCCAUUCGUAAAAGAGAUGCUGAAACGAUACAACGCACCAAUGGACAAAAACCCGAAAAAGAUCGGUAAUGUAAUAAAAGGUAUCGAGGAAAGCGAUUACAAGAACGUCGUAAAGGCCCGGGAUACCAAGCCUGAAGCAAUCGCAAGAAACUUGGGUAAAGUCGUCGAUGCAUAUGAGAAGUUCUUGGACGAUAUAAAAAUCCCUGACCAGUACGAGUCUGCUUACAGUUCGGAAGCGACGUGGGGAACAUCAUGCUCGGAAGAUCCGGAAGCUUGCGUGGUUGUUCUCGUCGGUAUUGCGCCAAUGUUGUACGCAGGCGUAUCUGCUUUGCAAAAUGCGGGCAAAGCUUCAAGUAAAUACGGUCCAGGUUCUCCGGCGGAUGAACGUGUGGGAGUGGUUGUGAAAGCUGCGGGUUUCGAUGAGCCGGCAUGCCGCUCUAGCGUGAAUGGUUCAGAGCUCCGCAAGGCAUUGGGAAGUGUGGACAAACGGGUACUGGACAUCCUCUACGACCUCGCUGGAUUCUGGGCUUUCUAUUGA
Molecule: messenger RNA, 762 nt
Organism: Babesia ovata
Lineage: Eukaryota; Apicomplexa; Aconoidasida; Piroplasmida; Babesiidae
Exons: 1
Coding region: 1-762 (253 amino acids)
Source: RefSeq, a predicted model, not a curated record